This is a messenger RNA of Sander lucioperca (pikeperch), 6715 nucleotides long. Its product is annotated as sterile alpha motif domain-containing protein 9-like. Gene Ontology annotation, molecular function: protein binding. The transcript has 6 exons. The record is from RefSeq and is a predicted model, not a curated record. Bases 65 to 4963 code for a protein of 1632 amino acids. NCBI's taxonomy places the organism in Eukaryota, Metazoa, Chordata, Actinopteri, Perciformes, Percidae. Gene Ontology annotation, cellular component: cytoplasm.
CAGCACUGGUAUAACUUCCAGUGCGUGGUGCAGUAUUUAUCUCAGCAAAUGUUUUAGUAAAUAGAUGACUGGUCAGUUUCUGUUCAGAAUAACAUCACACCUCUCCAGGAGAGAUGACCAGCAGCUAAAAUCCAGUCUGAUAAGACAUACAGGAACAUCAAAAGUACAAGAAAAAAAAGAGGGUGCAUGUUGGUCUAUUACAUUCUCGCUUGUCACGAAAGUUGUGCGACAGGGAUGGGCUGAACUUUCAGGGAUAGGUGUGUUGGCGAUCACUAAAGAGAGAAGACCAGCAGCUAAAAUCCAGUCUGAUGAGGCGUACAGGAACAUCAAAAGUGGAUCCAACAUGACCACAACAAAGCCACCAUCUCAGCCCAUUGAAAAAUGGACCGAGAAAGACGUCCACUUGUGGCUGAUGACAGAGGUCAAAGUUCAUGAGACUUGUGCAGACAAAUUCUAUGAAGAGGAAGUGUCCGGAGACAUUUUAGUUGAGCUUGAAAAGAAAGAUAUAUUGGGAUUGGGAAUAAAGCAUGGUCCUGCUGUAAAAAUCAUAUCUUAUCUAGAAAGGCUUAAGGAAGGAUCACAGCAUGUGUCGCAGUUCCCACCAUAUGUGGAAAAUUGGACAAAGGAGCAAGUGACCCAGUGGUUACUGGAGCAUGUCAACAUAUAUAGCAAAUAUGCAGAACGGCUUCAUGAAGAAGAUGUGUCUGGAGAUUGCCUUGUUUGCUUCAACAACCAGGAUUUUCUGGACUUGGAAGUCAAAGGCGGUCCUGCUGUGAAGAUCCUGAAAAAACUUGGUCAGUUGAAAAACAAUUCAGAACCGACACUGAAACCCAUCCCUCACACCAGCACAGAUCAAACAGAAGCUGCAAAACCCACUCAACCUGAACUGAGUCUGGCUCAGGCCGUAGCAACUAAACAACCAGAAUCACAAAACAAAAUUGAAUCAAAAACAGACGAACUGGUGGAAAAAGACUUUGAAAAGUUUCAGGUCCAAUUCAAGAAAGCUUCAGAGAAGGAGGAAAUUCAUCAGCCAAAGCCAAAGGACUUGGGGGCCAGGAGAAAAGAAACCACCAGGACCACUGUUCUACCAGAGAUACCCAAGAUCACUGUGGCAAUCCAGAAAACCCUUGACAACCUUUUAAAAGACGACCUAAAAAGAUUUCAUUUCCAUGAAUACACUAAAUCCACAAAUACGUCGAUUCCGAAAGGUAAACUGGAAGGCAAGGACACCAUGGACACCGCUAAAUUAAUGACUGAACACUAUGGAGAGAAGGAGGCUUUACGAGUCACAAUAGACAUUCUACGAAAUAUUGAUCAGCGUGAACUUGCUCUUCAGCUGGAGAACAGGAUGGGUCAACUGGAGCAGUGGUGUCUCUCAAAAGAAGUGAUAAAGAAAGAAGCAAACCAGGGAGACAAACUAAAGAAUUUGUUAACUUGUGGUGGGAACUCACUGGACCACUAUGGCAGAUUUGUUGUUGUUGUGAACAAGAGCAGUCCAGAACAAGUGCAGUAUCUCCAGUUUUUGAGUAAGCUGAAACUGUUCUGUGUGCUAGACUUUGACCCCAGCUCUGUUGCUCCAGGUGGACUGUGUCAUUCCUACAGAGAGUCAAGGGUGGCCAAUCUGCAUACCCCAUCACAAUAUCAAGGACAGACUGACUCAGUGAUUCAGAGCCUUAACCUCUACAAACAGACCAGUUGGGUCUUCUGCAAUGGCAGAAAUGACCUUGACAGUGACUCAGACAAGGAAUUAGACUAUACCAACUGGCUGAAGAAAUCUUGCAAAGGUGUAGAGAACUUGGUUUCAUUUGUUUGCAACCCUGAGGUGCUUCCCGCUGGAAGAUGCCUCAUCCUAUUCCUCCUACUUUCACCUGUGGACACUGAGAAAGACCCAAUCUUUGAGAUCUACAAGGCCUUUAUAAAAGAGACUGAAGAGGAAAGCAUCAUCACUAUUUGUGGACUUCAGAGCAUGUAUGAAAAAUGGAAGGAGAUGAUACAAGAAAUGUCUGGCUCCGACAUCGACCCACGAUCUAUAUAUGAGCUGACCCUCAGCGAGGUCAAUGGAACAGUAAUGGCACUGGGACCAUUCAAUCAGUCAUCUGGAAGGUUGCUCCCCUCUUCUGACUCCAGUUUUGUUGUUCUAAAGCAGAAGGACGAAGACUUAUUAACAGCUCUAGAUAUUCUUUGUCUGAAUCAGUGUGAAAACAUUUAUGAUGAAAACAGUCCAGAGUUUCAUGACUUCAGAAUCAAAGUUGAGGAAGAAUUCUACAGAGGAGGCAAAGUCAAAUGGUGGAACUUCUACUUCUGUGACAAAGACAAAGACAAGCCAUUUGUCAAGCGGGACAAGUAUGAAAAUGUGAAGAAGAUGAUUACGUUUCACUUGAGAGAUUCAAAAGACAUGUGCGUUCUGUUCAAUCUGUUUCACCAUCCAGGCUGUGGUGGUAGCACCUUAGCAAUGCAUUUGAUGUGGGAUCUUCGUCAAGAGUCCAGAUGUGCCGUUUUGAAAGACAAUACACAUCCAAAAGCAGACGUUGCCAUCCAAGUCAUUAAACUGAUGAAUCUUGAAAGCGAGAGACCUUCUCCAGUUUUGCUGUUAGUUGAUGACUCAAAGGAAACAGAGAAUCCUUAUGAACUUGUAACCAGCAUCCGUCAAGCUGUAGAGGAUUACUGUAGCAUAAAUGUGGAUGAUGAAAAAAAUUGCAAAGUCAUAAUCCUCAACUGUGUUCGUUCCAAUAGCCCAAAGGAGCAAUACAAACGACACAAUCCAAGUCAAUUCAUUACUGCUUCCUUGACUAAAGAAGAACAAAAUAAUUUUGAGAAAAAACUCAAAGAGCUCAAAGAAAUUCAUGAAAAACCUGAAAACUUUUACAGCUUCAUGAUUAUGAAGAGCAAUUUUGACAAGAAGUACAUUGAUGAUCUUGCCCGUAACACAUUGGAGAACUUUGAUUUCAGCUCAAAGGAGGCCCGACUGUUUGCUUUUCUGGCGUUACUGAACACCUAUGUGGCAGAAUCUGAAAUCUCUCUCUCACUCUGUGAAGAUUUUUUAGGGAUGAAAGUAAUUCACUGGAAAGAGGAUAGUGUAAUGGACAGGAUGAAGCAAUAUUCAAACACUCUCAUCAUAGACAAAGUUGAAGAAUGGGGAGGAUACAAAGGAAUCCGAAUCCUUCAUCACUCCAUAGCAUCUGCAUGCCUGGAAGAGUUGGAGAGAAGCUGCUUUUUAAAAGUAAGUAAUAUCACUAUGGAGAUUCUUCACUGUGAUCUGUUCUUCAAUGUUGGAGUUGCCAAACACAGAGACUCAAUUCAACAAAUGUUGAUUAAAAGGCAGAGAAAGAAAGAUGGAGUAGAGAAAGAACAAUUUUCUCCUCUCAUAGAUAAAAUCCACAACCAGGAAGGGAAACAAACUGUCCAAAAAAUCUUUGUGAAAGCAUCAUCCAGGUUUGUGACAAGUGCAUCUAUUCCUCAGGCACUGGCGAGAUAUUUGUACAUCAAAGAAAGUGACUUUCCAGAAGCUGGAAAAUGGGCCGAAACUGCCAAGAACAUUAAAGAAAACAAAUGCACAUUGGACACAAUUGGGCAGGUUCACAAAAGCAAUUUAACAUCCAACAACAACAGAGAAAAACAGGCGACAUCACACAAUCCAGAAGACUUAAACACAAACAUUAAAAUAGCGGAUAAUGCUAUCAGAGCGUUUAAAAGGGCUCAAGAGCUGGCAAAUACAGAGGAUGAACCUGAGGAGGAAGUUUCUGAUGAUGCAUCAGAUGACUAUCAAGGACAGUCAUUAGUCUAUGGCUAUGUGGGUGUGCUGGAAAUAGCUUUUCUGGUAUUUGAGAUAUUGAGCAGAUUGCCAUUCUUUGAGGGAAAUGAUCCGAUGAGGAAGAAGUACUUCCAGAGUUUCCUUCAACAAAAAAUCCCAAUCACCAGUGUGCAUAAAGAAGAGAAUGAGAUCAACAACAGAUACGUGGAGAUCAUCAAAGGGCAUGAACCGUUUCUCCUCAGUUUGAAAACUGAAGUAAAAGAAACAUUUGACCUUGUUAACCGUUACUUCACGUAUACAAAAGGGAACAAUGAACAAUAUGAUUUAAAGAAUCGUUGGAUCGUCUGUGGUCUUUUUAAAAAGUAUGUAGCUCUUUUUUGCAGUGCACCAGAAGACAUGAAAAAAGAACGACAACACAAUCCUAAUCUCAAUUUGGAAAUCGACAUUCAUGAAAAAAGAUUGUUUCUUGAAGGUAAACAAGCAGAUACAUUUGCAGGGAUUCUUCAGCAUUUGGACAAACCUGCCGAAGAGAUUGAGAGGAUCACAGAAUGCUAUGCAUUCUUACAACAACAACAAUUCAUCAACAAAAAACAAAAGACGAAGGAAACAAUCAAUUACAUUUUGUCAAACAUAGUUCUUUACCUUUUGAAACCAAAAUCUAAACAUGUCAAGAGUUACAGCCAACUCUCUGAUCUACUUUUGAAAACACUGCAAGAUGUAGGACUUGGGUAUCCCUUCCCAGACCCGUACUACCUGGCUCUGCUGUUACUCUGGCCAAGUCCAACUGAGAAAAACUCUGAUAUUGGGACCUAUGUGACUGCAAUUCGAAACUCAUCCCGCAAACAUCUGGCAAAACAUUGUGGAAAGAAGGGCACAAUUGCCCACUUCUACUUAGGAAAAGGAGAAGGACUUGAUAGGUUUGUUUCUAAACGUAAAUUGGAUUGGACCUUUAAAAUUCCUCGUGAUAUCUUGGCACAACUGUGGUGGAACGGCGACAUAUUUAAGGAACAGCAAAUCACUAGCCGCCUUCAUAGAGUCAGUGGAAUCACUGAGGAAGGACAGGUGUUCGCCAAUUAUGGCACACUGAAAAUCCCUGUUCGUCCUGCUCUUAUUGGUGGAAUACGACAUGGUUUCAGUAGAGAAAAGGUUUCUUUCUACCUUGGUUUUGCGAUUAAUGGACUCCUGGCAUAUGACAUCCAGUAUGAAAACUAGGGUAGUUGAUCGGAUACAAAAGUGCAACACAAGCACAGAGACAUGAACUGUACAGUGUGAAAAUAGGUGUGGUAUCCAGUGACUCACUGUGAUGGAAUUUCAAACACACCUCAUAAAAACAUGAUCAAACGAAAAGUAAGACAGACUGCAAGGUCAAAUUCCAAUGCUGUAGGUCUAGCUGCAUAUGUAUGUUUUAUAUUAUUUUUAUGCCAUUUAAUGUUUUAUAAACAUUUGUCAUCCACUUUAAGGAGUUUUUGUUUUUUGAUUUUGUUGUCGGAUGUGGCAAACUUGCCAAACGUUCUCCUAUUCAUUUAUCUGCAAGUGCAAAUAUAAUAUAGUGUUUAAGUGUAUGUACACAAGCACUGACUCAUGAACUGUACAAAGUGAAAAAACAGGUGUGGCAGGCAAUGUGAUGGAAAAACACACCUCAUAAAAACAUAUGACAUGUAGGACAGAUUGUAGGGUUGAAUGUUAAUCCUGUAGCACUAGCUGUAUAUGUUUUUAUACUCUUUUUAUGCAAUAUAAUCUUUUUUUUUAACAUUUGUUAUCCACUUUUGUUGGUUUGUUUUUGUUAUCUGUUGCAGAUUUAUCUAAAUGCUAUAAAUGUAUAUACAAGUACAACUCACAGUGAAACUAUUGCUCAUUUAAAUUAAGAAAAAGAUGGAGGCCUGGAUCUCCCAAAUCCCAGUUAAGAACCAUUAAUCUAGCAUUCAACUCUUAAUUUUUGUUAUUACUUCGCAUUAACAUUAUGAAACACACAUUGUUAAACAUUAUUGAACAGAUAAGGGUAAUGGUGAAAAUGGAAUUAAUAUCUUCUGUUCUCAUGUGAGAAAUGUGAUUGAUUGUGGACACCAAGUUCUCCAUAAGGACAUGGUUUUGCCGUAGUAAAUUGUUUUCCAGCUUGAAAUGUAUCAGGGAGUGGUCAUCUGAAUUGUUGUAUCAUAUGUAGAUUUGAAGAAUUGUACCAUUUUGUCAUUAUGGUAUUUUGUCUUCACAGGCUUAUUUAUUUUCAUUUUGUUUGUACUUUAUAUUGUGAUUGUAUUUUUGAAUGUGCAUUGUUUUAUUUGGCAUAUAACCUACCUUUGGAGCUACAGUUUUUUUAAGACAACCUGUUGAUAACCAAUAAUCUAGCACUCAAUAAUUUAGAUUUUUUUUUGUGACUUUACAUUAACAUUAUUAAACAUGUUGCAUUGUGAUUGGUAGGUCUAUUUAUUAGAUGUAUGUCUGUCAGAUGUGGGACUUUAGUUCAUAUUUCUUUUGCAUUGUAGAUUUUAAUUUUGGCACAAUUCUUUUCCACACAAUUUUGUUCACAGACUUAUUUUAAUUUUGUUAAUACUUUAUACUGUGAUUGUGUUUUGGAAUGUGCAUUGUUUUCUUUUGAAUGUGGCUGACUUUUGGAGCUACACUUUAUUUUUGAUGACUUAAUUGGUUGAAGACCAUUAGUCUAGCAUUUUUUAUAUUUUUUGUUUGACUUGACAAUAACAUACUGUAACAUUUGUUGAUUUGUAGGUCUAUUAACCCAUCUGCCUGGUCAGAGCCAGAACCUUACUUUAUUUUAUGUUGUAUUGUAUGUAGAUUUUAAGUUUGGCAUAAUAUUUUGUCCACACAGGUUUUGUUAUUUUGUUGGUAAGUCAUACUGUGAUUGUUUUUUGAAUGUGCAUUGUUUUAUUAUGUACAGGAUGUGGCCUACUGUUGGAGCUACACUUUCUUUGUUAAGACUUUAAGAAUAAAGUUUGGAAGCUUUAUAUUACA